AUGUAUACUAACUGUGGAAACUCAUAUUUACCAGGAAAUUGUGGUUCAGGCGGAGGGAGUUCCUUCAUCAGUGGCCAUAAAGGUUGUAUUUCCGUUUUAGAAUCAUCAGAAUCAGAAGAAAAUCUGAAGUUUUCAGAAUCAUUUGAUCCAUCAAUUCAUUACAGUGGAAUCCAAUUUUAUCACACCGUCAUGAUUGAUGGCACAAGUAAUAUGCCAAAUCCUCUUGGUGGUAACGAAACGGGCCAUUCAGGCGAUGGUUUCAUUCGAAUCACCCAAAUCUAUCUCCUUGAUUGUCCUAGUUACAAAUAUCAUUACUUUGCAUUACCUUUCUCAUCUUUAUUUUUAUUCAAUUUAAUAAAUGAAUCAUAA
Trichomonas vaginalis G3 is the source of this 369-nucleotide messenger RNA. RefSeq names its product glycine-rich protein family. NCBI's taxonomy places the organism in Eukaryota, Parabasalia, Trichomonadida, Trichomonadidae. Bases 1 to 369 code for a protein of 122 amino acids. The record is from RefSeq and is a predicted model, not a curated record. The transcript has a single exon.